AUGGCAAGGUGGCGGCCGCAACUGGCCGAGGGCUGGCUGACGUCAGGGGGCGGGGUCUGGGCAUUAAUUGGGGCGGCAGGGGGCCGUUUGGCCUCUCUACGCGCAGGGCUGUGGUUGAGUCGGGCCGUGAGCCGGUGCGUUUUGGAAACCCGGCCCCCGGGGAAGCGGUGGCUGGUGGCCGGCCUGGGGAACCCUGGACUGCCCGGCACGCGGCACAGCGUGGGCAUGGCGGUGCUGGGGCAUCUGGCGCGGCGGCUACGUGUGGCGGAGAGCUGGGCGCGCGACCGGCGCUGUGCCGCCGACCUCGCCCUGGCUUCGCUCGGGGAUGCCCAGCUGGUCCUUCUCUGGCCACGGCGGCUCAUGAACGUCUACGGGCGCAGCGUGGCCCGGGCCACGGAGCUGUCUGGACUGACUGCUGAGGAGGUCUGCCUGGUGCACAAUGAGCUCCACAAGCCGCUGGGGAAACUGGCUCUGAAGUUGGGAGGAAGUGGCCGGGGCCACAGUGGAGUCCGUUCCUGUAUUAGCUGCCUUGACUCUAACUUGUGUCCUGCACUGGGUCGGGCAAUGCCACGGCUACGGGUGGGCAUCGGGCGCCCAACACACCCGGACACAGUGCAGGGCUACAUGCUGGGCCACUUCACCCCUGCUGAGCGGGAGCUGCUGCCUCCAUUGCUGAGCGCCACCGACCUGCUCCUGGACCGCAUCCGUGAGCGAAGCCAGAGGCCUUUGUCCAGCCCCUGACGCCAGUGGACUUGGCUGCUUGCCUGACUGUCGCGCCCACACACCCAGCCACGUCCACAGAGGUGCCACGCCAACCUGUGCUAUCUGUUUUUUAUAUAACUCUUCUCUGGGCUGCCCCAGGCUGCCUGUGGACAGAAGCGGGAACUGUGGCCGGAACAGUCCAUUUUGGGGAUAGGAGGUUGGUCUUCUCUCUGUGUCCUACUUAGAACGUAGGGAAACUUCAGGAAGACUAAACUUUUUGAACCUUUUUGGAGAACCGGAGGUACGGAUCUGUAAGAAUAAAGAUGCCAGCUUGGAAGCUGAGGCCUACUCGGGGGGUUCCCACCUCUCCCCUGCCGGUGGAGGAGGGGGCCACAGGGCCCAGCAAGCCCCCCUCCCAGGGGAUGUGUGGCCAUGUCUUAGCCCACUGAGGGCUUGCCACACCUUUCUUCAGCCCAUUUAACAGAUGAGGAAAUGGAGGCUUAGAGAGGUCCAGCCACCUCCCCAGGGCCACACAGCUGCAGUGUGGCAGAGCCAUGAUCUGCACCCAGGGCUGGCUGCCAUCCUGCUGUCCCCAGGGCCCCUGGCACCGUCACCUCAGGGCUGCUGUGAGCCCAUAAGUUUCCCACACGGGUGGUAUGUGAGAGCAGCCUGAGGUCCUCAGGGUCGGGUGGGAUGUGUAUCCGUCGAGGCACCAGGCCCAGGUCCCCUAGCUGGUAGGGUGUGACACUGGACAGCCGCUGCAGCAGAGGCCCUGUCUUGAGUGGCUGGGUGUUGCACCGCCUGUGGGGGCAGGGCCGGUGUCAUCACCUCCAUUUCAUAGAUGAGGAAGCUGAGAUUCAGACAGGCUCCGGGGUGCCAGGUUUCGGGCCCAGGCUCAGCUGAGGACAGCCCUUGGACAAGUCCCGUGGCUCCUUGCUCUGAGCUCACACAGGGUCACUCACUC
Kogia breviceps (pygmy sperm whale) is the source of this 1666-nucleotide messenger RNA. The record is from RefSeq and is a predicted model, not a curated record. NCBI's taxonomy places the organism in Eukaryota, Metazoa, Chordata, Mammalia, Artiodactyla, Physeteridae.